AUGCUCGGCCUGCGCAAUAGCUGCAGUUGGUUUCUCCAUGAUGGCCUCAGUACGCGUCGCAGUUCGAGUCCGUCCACUAAACAAAAGCCAUCAUCAGUUCGAGGAGACGAAAAGAACACAAAGAUAUUUACUUAUGACUUCUCAUAUGACUCAAUUGACCAAAGUCCCUCGUUUGCAUCUCAGGAGAAGAUAUUCAAUGAUCUGGGGCAAGAUGUCUUAAAAGCUGCAUUUGAAGGUUUCAAUGCCUGUGUGUUUGCCUAUGGCCAAACUGGAUCAGGCAAAUCCUACACCAUGAUGGGUCAUGCAGAAGAAAAAGGCUUAAUCCCACGGAUCUGCGACGGCUUGAUCGCCAAAAUCUCAGAGUGGAACACGAGCAAUGCAGUGUCAUUUCGUACAGAGGUCAGCUUUAUGGAAAUCUACAAUGAACGUGUGUAUGACCUUCUUAAAAAGAGGACUGUCGUCACAGAGAGUGGAGGCUUAAGAGUGCGAGAACACCCGAGGCAUGGACCAUAUGUUGAGAAUCUGACCAAGCAUUUGGUACAUAGCUACAGCGACAUGGAAGAGCUGAUUGCUGCUGGGAACGCCAACCGUAUCACUGCCAGCACACGGAUGAAUGACUUAAGCAGCCGGUCGCAUGCUAUCUUCUCUAUCAGCUUUUCUCAGACAUGGUUUGAUGCCGAGUCGCCACGCGAGAUGCUGAGUAAGAUCCACCUGGUGGACCUGGCUGGCAGUGAGAGGGCAGACAUCAUGCAGACUUCAGGCAUCCGACUGAAGGAGGGCGCCAACAUCAACAAAUCACUCGUCACCCUGGGCACUGUCAUCUCAGCUCUGGCUGAGCUCAGUGUAGGACAACCGACAACCAAAAAGAUGACCUUCAUCCCUUACAGAGACUCUGUUCUUACAUGGCUGCUUAAAGACAGUCUUGGUGGAAACUCCAAGACUACAAUGAUUGCAACCAUUUCUCCAGCUAAUGUGAACUAUGCCGAGACCUUGAGCACAUUGCGCUAUGCCAACCGCGCUCGAAACAUCCUGAACAACCCCACAGUGAAUGAAGACCGCAGUGUGAAGUUGAUCAAGGAUCUCCAGGCAGAGGUGUCUCAUAGAAAGCUGUCUUCUUCUCUGAGGAUGGAAGAGGAGCUGCAUGAAAAUGAAGAAAAGGUUUAUACUCUAACCAAAGAGUGGACCUGCAAAUGGGAGGAGACUCGAGGUAUUUUGCAGGAGGAGGCGGUGGCUCUGAAAAAGGAAGGAAACACUGUGGUUUUGGACUGCCACUUCCCCCAUCUCAUAGGCAUUGAUGAAGACUUGCUCAGCACUGGCGUCGUUCUGUAUUAUUUGAAAGAAGGCAGAACCAUGAUAAACACUAACAAAGGAUCCUAUGGUUUCAAUAUUGAAGAUGGUCAUUCCAGGCUCGACGGUGAACAUUGUGUGUUUGAAAACCACGCUGGGACUGUGACGCUCAUCCCUCAGGAGGGUGCAAUGUGCUCAGUCAAUGGCACCGUAGUAACUCAUCCCUGCCAGCUGACUCAGGGUGCCAUCAUACACCUUGGGAGAAGGACCAUAUUACGCUUUAACCACCCCACUGAAGCGGCCUAUCUCAAAGUGAAACAGCAGAGUGCGCUGUCAUUGAUCACCUUGUCACCAAAAUCAAAAGUGAACAAUCUGAGCAAGAUCACACUUGGCCCUCCAAGUGAGUUUGAUCUUACGUCAAAGACUGUGGACUCCAAACUCAUGACCCGCUCUUCUACCUUGGCAGCAGCAGAUAAUUUCACAAUGACCGCAAUACCUGGAAAAGGUCCCGUCCCUCACUCUAGUUUCAAUUUGGAUGGAGGCACACAACAGAAUGGGGUAAGCACCAGGGGUGACCUGGAGCAGGAGAUAGUUCUGUGUCAUAAAUCACGGCCAGAGCUGAUGUCUGAGCACCCUUGGAGGCAAGCUGAGAACGCUGCUGAAGUAUCAAGUUAUACAAGAGCGCAAGUGUGGUCAGGGGAUGCCAGCCUCCAGCAGACAAGUGUCCUGGGCCUAGGUGAUGGAUGUGUCAUGAAGCCAGAGGGGAAUGCUAACGAGAUCCAAGGUGUUGUGGCUCACUGCUGCAAGGGGAGACCUGGCUCUAGUGGGAGCUCAUUAGGCAACGUGUCCCACCUUCAGCAUACAGGGGAAACGAGCUCCGUGUCUGUCCCCCAACAAACCAACACCCUUCAACUCGAGGAAAAUGCCUCUACGAAUCCAGAAUUCUGCUGUCCAGCUGAGGAAGCGGUCUUGGAGGCACAGUUGAUCUUUGGAGACACAAAUGAUUGUGGCUAUUUGGACAAGUCUUUAACGCAGGCUAAAGUCUGUGUAGGGGAUGGAGUUCAAAGCUCAAGACUGAGUGCCUUGGUCAAUAGAGUGAGUUGGAUUGUUAAAGAUGCAGGGCGAUUCCUUUGGAGCCCAUCUAUGCUAUUGCAGCAGUUGGAAGAGGAAAGAUAUAAGCAUUUUGUGAGCCACUGGUUCAAUCAUCUCAUUUCUAAAGUCAAUGGAAGCAAGAUCAUGUCUGUAAUUGAUAGCCAAGUCCUCUCCCUAGUAAAAAGUAACUAUGUCUUUUCGUGUUUCAAGAAUAGUGGUAUUUAUUCAAUGGUCAAAGACCUACCACUGAUAAAACAGGUCCAGAUGGAAAUAAUGGAACACCUUUGGGCCAAAGACUACAAUGCUCAACAUGCCACACCACUCAUGUUGUCUACACCGAAAAUCAUUAAAGCGGUGUGGAACCCAGAUGACUUUCAUGAGCAAGAAAUAGUUCAUGUUGAUUUAGUACAGGAGAAAGAAACACAUGCUGAGAUGUUCCCACUGGAUGACACGAUUACCCAUACACCAACAAACAAGGAUCCGACACCAGAUGUGGCUGUCAUUCUGGAAAGAAAUAAGAUGAAAAGUUUUUGUCAACCGCUGAUAGAUUUUCCCGCUGCCCUUGUGAACCUUCAAAAUCUCUCAUUUCAACACUUAAAAACAUCUUUACAGUCAGUCCUAUCCAGCACAGCGUUGGCUUCUGAAAAGAUUUUAGCUCUCUUUUGGUUAAAUGUAGCUAAAAUUAGUCAACCUACACCCUGUCCUGCUCUCCUCGUCCUCUUGGAAACGGAAUUUUUGACAUUGACUGCACAAUCUGAGCAGCUACUAUUGUUCCACCAACUUCCUUACUCUCAUUUGAAGGAGCUACACGUAAGCUUUUCAGGCCAUGGCUUGCGUUUGAUGGGAGCUACAGAGGAAAGCAUCCUAGGUCUUUACACUCACAGCAAGACUCUUACCCAAGAGGUGUGCUGGGCCAUACUCGAAGUCCUGUGCCCUGGAGACAGCCGGGUCACUGAGUAUCUGCUGUUUAAUGAUGACUGGACGACAGUCGGGAACAGAUUAUCAUUGGACUCACAGGCUUGUGUCGUACCUGACCUUCUGUUGGAUGCCGGUCUGAGGGUUUGCUGCCAGUUUCAGAAGAGUCUUGCAGAUCUGAUUUACUUUCUUUAUUGUAACAUGGAAGAAGGAACGUCCGUUACCAUUGGGGAGUUGCAGCUUUUAUUGUACACAAGCGUAAAGGUCUUCUUAAACUCCAGUAGUUGCAUUGAAAGUGUGUGCCAGCUUUUACUUACUGAAACGCAUAUUGGUCUGGUGCAGGAAGAUGUUGUCUUUUAUCCAACCCCGUGCUCAGUCACCAUUAGUCCCUGCCAUCGUCAAUUCCACAACUUGACUCUUCGUCAGCUUGCGGAUGUACGCUGCGUGGUGUUACAUGAAGACAAGAAUGGAGAUGUCAGUGUGGAUUUAAUCUUUGCGAAUAUGAGCGCUCGAGGUCACCCUGAAAGUGUGACCAAAGUAGCCACCCUGUCCGCAAUUGCUUUGAAUUCAUCUCCACAUGCAGAGGUGUGGAAAUUAACUUUCCCUUGCUCCACCGAGGCAGCAUGCCUGAUUAAUUAUUUGUCAAGUGUCUGAUCAACAACUGGCAGACAGUAAUGAGCUGAUCAGCUUGAAGACACGUGGAGAAUUGCAAGGAACACUACACCCACUUUUGGUGUCUGGUUUAUUCUUUUCAUGAAAUUGACAUUUUAUACCACCUGACUAGUAGCUUGUAAAAAUUUAAAGCCCGCAUUUUGUUUUACCUACCACCGCCCACUUGUUUUACCAGAUUAUGCAGUGAUGCUUGAGGUGAAAUACUUGA
Molecule: messenger RNA, 4174 nt
Organism: Syngnathus typhle (broad-nosed pipefish)
Lineage: Eukaryota; Metazoa; Chordata; Actinopteri; Syngnathiformes; Syngnathidae
Gene: kif16bb
Product: kinesin family member 16Bb
Exons: 18
Coding region: 1-3948 (1315 amino acids)
Biological process (GO): microtubule-based movement
Molecular function (GO): microtubule motor activity; microtubule binding; ATP binding
Source: RefSeq, a predicted model, not a curated record